AUGAACAGACAAAUAAAAAAAUAGACCGAAUCAGGUCCCAUUAUAAAAGGAAAAACAAAUGAAAUAAAUGAUAAAUCUGGCAUUUAAAAAGCAGCAGAGUACUCUUUAUUAGUGAUUAUAUCAGUUAAUCUAAUGUACGCAGUUACUUCUUCCGGUUUGACAUUCAUAAACAAAGCUUUAUACACGAAUUUUGGCUUUUAAAGCCCGCUUGAUCUGCUUUUAAUACAAUGCUUAUGCAAUGUAGCUAUCUGCACUCCAAUGAUGAUUUACAAAGAGUACAAUCCUAAAAGCUUUAAAAUCUUAGAUAAAUUUGGGAUGCAUGUAACCCCUCUAUCAUAAGCAGUUUAAAAAUGGAAACUAGGAGUGGUAAUAGGUCUUGGUAACUUGAUUACAGUGGCAUUUGGCAUUUACUCAGUGAAAUAUGUUAGUAUACCACUCUUUCUAACCUUUAGAAGAUGUACUAUUCUCACCACCUUCUUAGCUAAUUACCUCUUAACAAGAAAAGGGUUAGAUUCAAGAACUUAUCUUAAGCUAUCACUCAUAACAAUAGGGGCCAUAAUUGCAGGACUUGACACCUUCAAUCGUGAUUGGUUCGGAUAUGCACUCAUUUGGAUGAAUAAUCUCUCUUAGUCUGUCACAAAUAUUUUCAAUAACAAAAUAAAUAAUCAGAAGAUUGUGACUACUUUUGAGAUGAACUUUUUCUAUGCUUGGGUGGGCUUGCCAUUGCUAACAUACUACGCUGUAUAUACUGGCGAGAUAAAGUAGCUCUUUGAUGUGCUUUAAAUUGAAGACCUGACUUAUAGAUUUAAUUUCCUUUCUUUGCUAAUUUUGUCAGGGACACUAGGGAUAACAAUAACUCUGAGUACUCUUUUAGUAGUCAAUCUUUGCAGUCCUUUUAUGCUCAAUAUCAAUGGGAACUUUAAAAACAUCUUAUCCGCUGCUCUAGGGUUUGUGAUGUUUAAUGACUAGAAACCCACAUUUCUAGUAGUAUCAGGAAUAUUAGUUGGAUUUAUGGGGAGUUGUCUCUACGCUUAUGAUGAACUUAUGUAAUUAAGAUUAAAACGAAAGACUAAGUAUGAUUUUAAGAAAGAAUGA
This is a messenger RNA of Stylonychia lemnae, 1095 nucleotides long. The record is from the annotation of a GenBank genome assembly. NCBI's taxonomy places the organism in Eukaryota, Ciliophora, Spirotrichea, Sporadotrichida, Oxytrichidae.